Molecule: messenger RNA, 2262 nt
Organism: Trypanosoma theileri
Lineage: Eukaryota; Euglenozoa; Kinetoplastea; Trypanosomatida; Trypanosomatidae
Product: BRCT domain-containing protein
Exons: 1
Coding region: 1-2262 (753 amino acids)
Source: RefSeq, a predicted model, not a curated record
AUGACAGCGGUGUGUGAAGGUUAUUCCAGUGAAAACAUUGCCCUAAGGGUUGAAUGUGAAGCUCAGGAGGCUGAGAUAGCACAGUUAAAGAAUUUUCUUCAACAGUCGGUAGCAAGACCUGAUCUGUAUCCUGGUCCACAGCGUGUAACACUGAACAAGGCUCUUAACGUAUUUCCCGAAAAGGCAUGGCAACAACUUAAUAAUGAUGUUCCUCAUGUUGAUGAUUCUGAUGUGAUUCGUGCCCUAGAAGAACAAUUAAAAGAUAAAAAUGAGCAACUGAGCUUAUGUUUUCAGGAAAUUACUCAACUAAAGAAUGAUCUUAAGAAUAAUUCACCACCUGGUACAGUUAUUCAUGAGGAAAAUACAGCCCAUCUCUUAUCACAAAUCAAUUUUUUACAUAAUGAGGUUGAACGUCUUGAACAACAAGUUGCAACGGUUCGUGAAAAUGCUGUUGAAGAAGUUCAGGCAAUUGCUGUGGAGUAUAAAGAGAAACUUCUUCUUAAGGAGAAAGAAAAUCGUUCUAUAGUGGAGCAGUUAAGAGGACGAAAAAAUCGUUCAAUAGAUGGUGAAGAUUUUGUUUCUCGUUGUAAAAUGUUAGAAAGUCAACUUGCCCUUGCACUUUCAGAGAAAAAUUCUUUACUUAUAGAAAAAAAUGAUUUGUCAACAAAAAUACGUAAAUUAGAUACUGCUUUAAAAGAGCGUAAGCAUGAAGCAUUGGAAGCGCAACGAAUGGCAUCUCAUGAAUCUGUAACUUCUGGAAGUCAAAUAAAAAGUCUUCAAGAAGUAAUUCAAGUUCUCUCUGAUGAGCGAACAUCGCUUCAAAAGCAACUUCAUCAGUUUCGUAGUGAAAAGAAUAUUGAACAUGUUCACAAUGAAACUCAGACUGAGAAUGCUUUAGUUUGUACAUUAACUCAAACAGAAACAGUAUGUAUGUCAGAAAAGGAAUGUCAGGUAGACCUAAUAACAUAUUCUGGAGAUAUUGGUGCACAAUCUGUACAAAGUUUGACACAUUUGCUAGAAAUCAAAUGUGCAGAGUAUGAUGAUUUACGAGCUCAAAUGGAUGACCUUUCCUCCAUACAUAGAGAUACUCUUUCUACACUAGAACGAACUAAAAAACGCCUGGUGGAAGAAGUUGAAAGAAGAAAACUACUAAGCGAUGAUGCAGAGAAACUUUCUCUGCAAGUACGUUCUUUACAACAGAAGUGUAGCCAGCAGGCUGCGGCUGAAAGGGAAUUAUACGCUAAAGUAUCAUCUGUAGAAGAGCAAAAACAACUACUACGAAUGAGUUCUGUUAAUAUUGAACGUGAAAAACAUGGUUUAGAAGAACAAUUACAACAAUAUCAAAAAGAUAUGGAUCAAUUAAUAGCGAAUAAAAACUAUUGUAAUCAACAGGUUGCUCAACUUUCUAGUGAGAAUGAAAAACUUCAAGCAGAAAUACAACGGCUUCAUCAGCAUGAAGCUCAAUUAGCAUACUCUUUAAAGGCAAAAGAUGGUGAACUACGUGAAAUUCUUUCGGCGUAUCAAAAUGCUGUAAAAGAGGUUGAAUUACAAACAGACUCUCAACGAACUAUAGAACGUGAAUUAGAAGCUACUCGUGCCACAUUGGCAUCGAAAGAGCAAGGUAUAAUUUACCUUCAAGAACAAUUAAAUCAGCUUCAUCAUAGAGAUCAACAGCUUUCGCUGGAUUUACAAACUUUUGAAUACGAAAAUAGUCAACUUCAUCGAAAAAUUGUACAAACAGAAGCAUUAGUAGCUCAAUUAGAAUCUAAUUGUAAUGAAUUACAACAAGUUUCAUUAGCAAAAGAUAGAGCUACUGAAGAAUUACAACAAAGUCUCGCCGAGCUAAGCAAGCAGAUUGUUUUAAAGGAAAAUGAAUGUAUGCUCCUUCGUCAACGGUGUGAAUCUCUUCAACGUGAUGUCUCACGUUUGCAAUCUGCUCAUGAAUUGGAGUCACGUCGCUUGCAUGAGUUAGAGGAUAUUAAUGCCCGUCUUGUUGUUAGAGGUGUAAUGAGUAGUGAAGAUGAUGAUAGGGUUAACGUACUUCGUGAAGAAGUGAAGGUUCUAAAAGAAUCCCUUCAAGAAAAAAACUUUUCUCUUCAAACAUUGCAAGAACAACUUCAGAGAGAACAGGAUGAAAGAAAAAAAUGUACUAGAGAACUACAGGUAGCUCAGACUUCGCUGGAGGAGGCAUUGGAUUCAAAGGAACGGCUGCAACAGGUGGUUCUGGAUCAAGCAGCCACUUUAUCCCACUUGUCUCAGUAA